Molecule: messenger RNA, 4608 nt
Organism: Magallana angulata
Lineage: Eukaryota; Metazoa; Mollusca; Bivalvia; Ostreida; Ostreidae
Exons: 23
Coding region: 171-3380 (1069 amino acids)
Biological process (GO): positive regulation of kinase activity; protein phosphorylation; regulation of neuron differentiation
Cellular component (GO): signaling receptor complex
Molecular function (GO): protein binding; transmembrane receptor protein tyrosine kinase activity; ATP binding
Source: RefSeq, a predicted model, not a curated record
GAGAUAAUUAAUAAAAUAUGACGUUCGAACACUACAAAUACAAAGAAAUGUGUACAAUAAUUCCUUGGGGUUAGAAAAUUGAUACGGAUCUGAGCGAGGACUUGUAGCUGAAAAGCGAUCGUUUGAUAGUGAGAAUAAGUUAAUACUGUUUCAUCGUGCAGGACAGAAGGAUGCGGUUGUUGCGAUCCCUGGAAGCGAUUCUCGUCUCCGUUGGACUGAUUUAUUGUGUGUCAGUAGACGGGACUUCUGAGAGUCUGAGAGCAUCUUUGCAAUUAACAUAUAAACAACGCAUUAAUGAAACAGUUGGAUUUUUUCAAUUCCUUUCCAAAAACUUUGUCCAUGAUAUUGUUGGCAUGAGUAUCGACAAGAUGAAGUUGGAAAUCCCCAGAAACCCGGACGAUAUGGCGACAGUUAAUGACACAAAGGGUCAAGAUCUACUACGGGUCGGCCGUUGUUCUUUACAACUUUCUUUCCAGGAGGAGGAAGGUGGAGAAUUAACAGUGACAGGGGAACACAUUAACGAACUUUCUAUUGAUCAAGAACAGAGAGAAAUUCUUUUGUGCGCUUUCGUGACCAUACCAAUUUUAUCAGAAGGCUCACGGGAAUAUAGGACUCCGACCUUAGUGAUUUCGACUGCAGAUCCCAAGUGGAAAACAUCAUCUUGCGAAAAUAUGACGGACUCUGUUUGCAGUGAAUUCAAUAGCACAACAAAACUUACAACUUCGUCGAAGAUAUUUGGAAGUGGUAAAUGCUGCACCAUUGGCCUAAAGAUUGCAUACCCACUCAGGAUAAUCCAGAUCUUUAUUAUCACAAAUCAAACAGAGUGGUUGCCCCUUGUUUCUGGAAGAAACGCUCGAAAAGGAUCCGCUGAAAAUGAGAACCUCUUCUUUGUUGGUGAAAUUCCAGCCAUAUUCAAGAUUGUUAUUGUCUACGAGGAAGAAAUGUCGGCGAGUUUUUCAAUAUUUUGGAAAAAUUGCAACACCAUCAAAAGAGCCAUUUCAACAACACUGUCAGGUUGGAACUAUAAUGUGACAGACUUCACUAUUUAUGACGAGUUUUGUGAUUGUAACGAAGCGUUACUUCAGCCAUUCUACUGCGAUGGACCCUCUAAAGGUUUGGUGCUUCAGACUGCUGGUAAUCUAGCAACGAUUACGUCAGAGAUGAUUACCAGUUCAAACCCAGAGUGUUACUUAUCCUUGGUCAUGACCACAACAUUCAGAACGUAUGCCGGGGUAACAAUCCUAUCAAAAAACAGGACUAAGUUUCGGGUCUUUAGUGAGAACCGCGAGGGAGGUCUCUAUAACCAUCAUAGCAAAGAAUACCGAAUUAAAGUGGGUCAAAUUAAAGAAGAUUUUAAAAUUCAAGUAGACCUUCAACGGUUACAGCCGAGUUCGCUCAUGGCGGUUGGAUCUAUUGCACUAAACAAUUGUACAGGACCUCAUAGUUUUGAUUCAAACUGUUCUUCGUCGGAAUACAUGUGCAAAACUGGUGUAUGUAUCAGCAAAUGGAAAAGAUGUAACAUUGCGAAAGAUUGUUACCAUGGUGACGACGAGGAGCAUUGUGGGCGUGAAAUUAGUCCAUGGCAUUGUGAUUUUGAUGACAUGCCCAACAGCACGUGUAAUUUCCUGCAAUAUGAAAAUGACAAGUGUGGACAGUUUAAGGUUACAGAAGGGCGUCUAUUUGGUCACCCUGGACCGGAACAUACAAAUACCCACGAUAGGGGGGCCAUGUUAUACUUUCAAAGAAAUUUUUGCAAGAAACCCUUUUCGGCGGAAAUUAGAACGCAACUAUUUGAAUACACGUUGCCAGAGAAGCAAGAAAACAAGUCAAAAUGCACGUUAAGUAUAGCAAGCAAGGGCGAAAACUCAUGUUGGUGGAAUUUGUAUCUAUGUCAAGAUUCUUCGUGUACAAGAAAAUUAUUUCGUGGUAAUACUACAGGGAUAUGGAGAACAGAUGUCGUCACUCUAAAUCUUAUGUCGGGAAGCUACUACAUAAAGCUCAAAGCAAAGGAGCGGUGCGAAUGGAUGGCAAUUGAUGAUGUUUUCUUCUCACCCAACUGUUUUUCACCAGAACCCGAGGACUUGGAUAUCACGUGGUGGGUGGAAAUCUUCGUUCCCUUUGUGUGUCUUAUCGUAUUAAUAGAAAUAAUCGUAGUCUCUUGGGCAGUUUGUCAAAAGUUUUCAGUCUGUCAAAAGUCCGUGUUUCUCGAGAAGUUUUACUUCUUACGAAGCAGAAAACAUUCGGAUAUGAAAGACUUUCUGGGUGAUCGCUGUGUUUUGCCAAAUUCAACUUCUAGAUUUAAAGACAUGUUAACAGAGGAUAACCCGAACUACGCUUUGCUGUCAGAACGAACGCUAAACGAAUGCAUUCGUAACAUCCCAUUUACGAGCGUUUGUCUCGAAUCCUUGCUUGGAGAGGGUUCAUUCGGGCAAGUUUAUAAAGGCAAACUUAUAAAACAUGGAGAGACAAAAGAAGAUUUACCUAUUGCGAUCAAGAAACUACCAGCAGGAUCAUUCAACGAAAACAUUUCAGAUUUUUUAUUGGAGGCACUAACAUUAGGCAAGUUCGAUCAUAAAAACAUCGUUCGUUGUUUGGGAAUUACGUCAGAUCCUCGAGGUGAACUGUUACUUAUACUGGAACUAAUGGAAGGUGGUGAUUUAAGAAAAUAUCUGAGAAGUCACAGACAAAAGGAGGAUUUAACAAUCAAAGAACUUUUGAAAAUUUCUUUGGACAUAGCACUUGGUUGUCAGUACCUUGAAGAAAAUAAAUUCAUACAUAGGGAUAUUGCUGCCAGAAAUUGUCUUUUGUCAUCAACCGAUUCCAAUAAGAUUGCAAAGAUUGGUGAUUUCGGGUUUGCGAAAGAUAUAUAUGGCACAGACUACUACAAGAAAAGCGAAUUAACAAUGGUCCCCGUUCGUUGGAUGCCAGAGGAAUCUUUUAAGAAUGGGAAAUUCACUUCCAAAUCUGAUGUUUGGGCAUUUGGCGUGUUGUUAUGGGAGGUGUUUUCUUUUGGUCAACUGCCUUAUGAGGACCUUACAAAUUGUGAAGUAAUGGCAAAGGUGAUGAACGGACACCGACUGGGACAGCCAAAGCUUUGUCCUAUUCAACUUUAUACAUUGAUGGGAGACUGUUGGAACACAGAGCCGGAGAAAAGGCCGUGCUUCAAGACAAUAGUUACCAUUUUUACGACCUUGUAUACACAUUCAUAUGCACAGAGUGCUUUAACUUCCAAUGGUAUUUGUUCUCUAAAAGUCAAUGGCGGAAAACACCGUUUAAACACAUAUGAUGAAGUCGACAACGCUAUACCACUUUUGGAAGGUGACUGUACCAUAGUUAGUACUACUGAUGAUAGUGUUUUCGAGGCAACCAUCCCAGUUUAACUUAAAUACAUGUCAUAACAAAACCAAAAAUCAAUAGUGCUGCAACAGUUGUUAUUUUGGGGAAUCGUCUUUCCUCGCCAGUUCAAAGGUCUGAAAUGCAGUUCAAACUUGGAUAAACUUAUUAAUGUAUAUAAACGAAUGUAUUGUUAUAUUAUAUUACAGUGACAUGUGUUGUUAAUCUUAUUAAAAUGUAUAUACACUAUGCACAUUACAUAUUAGAGUAUUUAUAGUCUGUCCUAAGGUACAUCUAUUUAUGCAGCACAUUGGAACGAUUUUCAAUUUAAAAAAAAUAUACAAACCUUCGGAAAAGUGCAAUUGAAAUAGAUGAAAGAUGAAAUAUCCAAGAUAAUUUCAUUCACUAUUUAUCUUUAUUUUUACUCGGAAAAAUCAACCUCACAAGAACGAAAACUUACUUCUUACGGAGAUUUAAAUUGGAGAAUGUUGACAUAUUUCCUCCAUUCGGAAGAUACUCGAAAUAUGUCGCACAAUUUUUCAUCGUUAUCAUCCGAGUCUGUUGCAAUACAAAAUUCCCGUAGACAUCACAUUUUUUAACAGUAUAUUAAAACCUAAUAAGCUAAAGGGGAUGUUUCAAAUGCGAGCUGUUUGAAUUUUUUUUCUGGAAGCAAUAACUUGGGACAGACUACAGUCAUAAUUGUAUUUAAACAGACAAGAACUUGUUAUACUAUAAUAACUUGCCACAUCCACCAAACGGCCUUAGUUUUAUAAGUUUUUUUACGUGUAGAACCAUAAUACCAGAUUGAAUUUGAUGUAAUCUUGUUAUCCAGUUAGUGUUCAUAAUUGUUCGUUGUCCUCCUUUUUCUGUAUGAUAACAUGUACAACCAUUCUAAUAUUCGAAUCAAGCAAACUUGGUGCAUAACAAGAUGAUUGAUAAAUAUUAACCAUAACUUAACGUGUUCCAAUAUUGAAUUGUCAAGCUCAUUGUAAAGUUUUGAGCUAAUCCUAUAGCUAUAAUGCCUUUGCUAUCACUCUUUUAUUGUAGCAUUUUUAUAGCUAGGUAAUAUGCUAUGCGUGAAAUUGUCAGAAUUUUUUGACCACGUUUUUGACGUCGAUGCUUUUAAUGUACAUAUCUUAAUUUGUAACAAGCACAUGCAUUUAUUCAGCUAAAACAUUGUUUAUUUCCUCAAUUUUGGUACAAAUAUAUGACACACUUGUAAGAUUAUAUACUAGUUUUGCAUACAUAGUGGAACGAACGACAACUCCGAUUAAC